UCACAAUCCCCAUGCAACGGUGUAGAUCAGCCCAAACAGCAAACACGCUGUUUGCACCAAAACAGCGGAUCCUUCAUUGUCCAAAAAAGGCUCUACCUUCUCCGCUUUGACUUCUCUCUCUCUCUCUCUCUUUCACUCUCAUCUCCGUUCGGAUCCUUGUCUGAAUCCGGAUCCGAAUCCGAUAAGCGCCGGAUCCCUUGCUCCGCCGGAACAUCUUACCGCUUCUCUUCCUCCUCCUCCGAAAACCUAGGGUUUUCCCCUGUAGUGCGCCGGCGGCGAUGAGCUGAGAGUGAUGGGCUGCGUCUUAGGCCGACCGGCGGCGCCGCUUCCUUCGUCCUCAUCGCGGCUUGAUGGCGAUCGCGUCGCCUCCGGAAGCAAGCACCAGGCCUCGCUGUCCAAGAGCGAGACCUCCGUCGACGCCCCUGAUCCCGAGGCUGCCGAGGAGAAGCCGGAGAAACCCCAGGGAGAGCGCCGGAGACGCCCGAGGCCCAAUCCACGUCUGAGUAACCUCACUAAAGGUGUGCACGGCGAGCAGGUCGCCGCCGGCUGGCCCGCCUGGCUCUCCGCUGUCGCUGGCGAGGCUAUCAAUGGCUGGACCCCCCGCCGCGCCGACUCCUUCGAGAAGCUUGACAAGAUCGGGCAAGGGACGUACAGCAACGUGUAUAAAGCUCGUGACACUCUGAGUGGAAAAAUCGUGGCUUUGAAGAAGGUGAGGUUCGAUAACCUGGAGCCGGAGAGUGUGAAGUUCAUGGCAAGAGAGAUCUUGAUUCUUAGAAGGUUGGAUCAUCCCAAUAUUGUGAAACUGGAGGGGUUGGUGACUUCCAGGAUGUCUUGUAGUCUGUACUUGGUUUUUGAGUAUAUGGAGCAUGAUCUUGCUGGUCUUGCUGCCAGUCCUGGUAUCAAAUUCACCGAGCCUCAGGUGAAGUGUUACAUGAAGCAACUAUUGUUGGGGCUCGAGCAUUGCCAUGGUCGAAAUGUGCUUCACCGGGAUAUCAAGGGCUCAAAUCUCCUUCUUGACAAUGGUGGAAUACUCAAGAUUGCAGAUUUUGGGUUGGCUUCUAUGUUUGAUCCUGAUCAUAGACAUCCUAUGACUAGCAGGGUUGUUACCCUGUGGUAUCGGCCCCCAGAGCUUCUGUUAGGCGCUACUUAUUAUGGAGUUGGAGUGGAUCUUUGGAGUGCUGGCUGCAUUUUGACAGAGCUUUUGGCUGGGAAGCCUAUUAUGCCUGGCCGGACUGAGGUGGAACAGCUGCAUAAGAUUUUCAAAUUAUGUGGCUCUCCUUCAGAGGAAUACUGGAAAAAGUCAAAGUUGCCCCAUGCUACAAUAUUCAAGCCACAACAACCAUAUAAGCGAUGCAUACAAGAGACGUUUAAAGACUUCCCACCAUCAUCAUUACCUUUAGUUGAAACUCUUCUUGCAAUUGACCCAGCUGAACGUCAAACUGCUUCUGCUGCUUUAAGGAGUGAAUUCUUUAGAACAGAACCUUUAGCCUGUGAGCCUUCAAGUCUGCCACAAUAUCCUCCAAGCAAAGAGAUGGAUGCUAAACGAAGGGAUGAAGAAGCUAGAAGGCUUAGAGCUGCUGGGGGAAAAGCCCAUCAUGGUGAUGGAACCAAGAAGACACGGACGCGUGAUCGGCCUGCGAAGGCGGUCCCUGCUCCAGAGGCUAAUGCUGAACUCCAAGUAAAUCUUGAUAGAAGACGACUGAUCACACAUGCAAAUGCAAAGUGCAAGAGCGAAAAGUUCCCACCUCCACACCAAGACGGAGCUUUGGGGUUCCCUGUGGGCUCUUCGCAACACAUGGAGCCUCCCGCCUUUGAUCCUCCCGACAUUUCCUCAUUCAGCACAGUAUUCCCUUACCAGAAAGGCGGGCAAGCCUCAACUUGGUCGGGUCCUCUGGUUGAUCCUGCCGCCGUUGUCUAUCCCCGGAAAAAAAAGCGCCCUCCCAAAGAGACUCAGAAAGACAAGAUGAACAUCCGAAUGCGAUAGAACAACACAACAAUCCAGCUGCAUUAUAUCCAAAUUUUUCGUACUAACACGACGUCCAGGAACUCAGUUGAAAUGCCAAGGAGUAUGUCCACCACUGUAUCAACACACAGAAAGAAAUAGAGAGAGAAAGACCGAGCUAUUUAUUAAUUUUUUUUCAGUAUGUUUCACUGUUGUAUGAUUUUUUUUUUUUUUUUCCCGAGCACAUCGCCAUGUAAAUCUUCUCUUCUUUUUCUUGUUUUCACUACCCAAACAAUGACUUUGCUUAGAUUAAAAUCAAAUUAGCUCUCAAGAAACACCAAAAUAAACAGAUUGGAA
Molecule: messenger RNA, 2299 nt
Organism: Dioscorea cayenensis subsp. rotundata (Guinea yam)
Lineage: Eukaryota; Viridiplantae; Streptophyta; Magnoliopsida; Dioscoreales; Dioscoreaceae
Product: probable serine/threonine-protein kinase At1g54610
Exons: 7
Coding region: 293-1984 (563 amino acids)
Biological process (GO): protein phosphorylation; positive regulation of transcription elongation by RNA polymerase II
Cellular component (GO): cyclin-dependent protein kinase holoenzyme complex; nucleus
Molecular function (GO): RNA polymerase II CTD heptapeptide repeat kinase activity; cyclin-dependent protein serine/threonine kinase activity; ATP binding
Source: RefSeq, a predicted model, not a curated record